CAUUGAUAGCCGAAUUUUUUCUCCAACCUAACCUCACUCACUCUCCGCUGCGGCAAGUUGCAAACAACAACGUAGUCCUUUCGUCAAUCUGUGUGCUACGAAAUGUCGUCUCUGAGGAAUGCCAUUCCCAGGAGGGCUCACAAAGAGCGUGCUCAACCGUCCUCGAGGAAAAAAUUUGGAUUUCUUGAAAAGCACAAAGACUAUGUUCAGCGUGCAAAAGCAUUCCACCAGAAAGAGGAUGCUUUAAGGAGACUAAGGGAAAAAGCAGCAAAUAGAAACCAAGAUGAGUUUUACUUUAAAAUGUUCAGAGCAAAAACCGUUGAUGGAGUUCAUAGACCAGAGAGUGAAGCAAACAAGUACACCCAAGAAGAACUUAUGCUCAUGAAGACCCAGGAUAUAGGAUAUGUUCUUCAAAAGGCUCAAAGUGAGAGAAAGAAAAUUGAGAAACUAACUGCCACGCUGCACUCUAUUGAUGAUCAGCGCUCAAACAGGCAUAUUUUCUUUGCUGAGGACAGGGAAGAGGCUAAAGAGUUACAAUCACAAUAUCCAAGAAGUCAAAUUCCACUUACUUCUGACGAUAUUCCUGAUAACAUUAAGAGGAAAAUUGAUCGUUCUUACAGAGAGUUGGAAGCAAGGAAGAAUAGACUCAACCAGCUAGAGAAAAUCUACAUGGAUAUGGCAAUGCAGAAGGAGUUGCAGAAAAAGGGCAAGAAGCGCAAACUACGGGAGGAUGAGAUAGUCUGUCCAACUACUAAACCAGUAUACAAGUGGCGUGCUGAAAGAAAACGUUGAAAGACUUAAUAAAUAAUACUUUGAGCUGCUUUUUUUAUUCUUUUUGUUAUUUACUAUUUAGCAUAACAAUUAAAUACUUCAGGGUUGAGAAUGUAGGUGGAGAAUUUACAUGUCUUACAUGAAGCAAGUGGGAUCACUACUGAUGCCAAUAUCUGUAGCUUUCUUUUUGGGAAUUAUAUUGAUCAUGUAACCAUUUUAUUCUCUCCGUUGAGUAUCCUUUCCAAUUCUUUCGAUGUUCUGCAACUAGACUUUGCAGAGUUUUACAGGUAAAUUGAAUUCAAGUUCAUAU
Gastrolobium bilobum is the source of this 1081-nucleotide messenger RNA. Its product is annotated as probable U3 small nucleolar RNA-associated protein 11. The transcript is spliced from 9 exons. Lineage: Eukaryota; Viridiplantae; Streptophyta; Magnoliopsida; Fabales; Fabaceae. Gene Ontology annotation, biological process: rRNA processing. Bases 103 to 792 code for a protein of 229 amino acids. Gene Ontology annotation, cellular component: small-subunit processome; nucleolus. The record is from RefSeq and is a predicted model, not a curated record.